Molecule: messenger RNA, 1029 nt
Organism: Lodderomyces theae
Lineage: Eukaryota; Fungi; Ascomycota; Pichiomycetes; Serinales; Debaryomycetaceae
Exons: 1
Coding region: 1-1029 (342 amino acids)
Source: RefSeq, a predicted model, not a curated record
AUGAUGAUUCCAAUAAUUAACAAAAACUCCACUUGUGGAGACAAAAAUUACAAACCACCCACAACGUUCCCCAUUGGACCAUUCAAGAGGUACAAACACAACCCCAUAAUGAAGCCCGAUCCCAACGUUGAAUUCGAAUGUGCAUACUUGUACAAUGCUACAGCCAUAGUGAUUGAUGACCAUGUCGUCAUGUUGUACCGGGCUCAGAACAAAGCCAAACUUUCAUCCGUCGGCAUUGCUUGGUCCUCUGAUGGCGUUAAUUUCCAUAAACACAAGAAGCCUAUCAUAACCGCUACUGAACCGUAUGAGGAAGGAGGUGGAAUUGAAGAUCCUCGUAUUGUGAGAGAUCCAGAGCUGAAAUUGUUUAUUGUCACAUACACCGCUUAUGAUUUGCACACUGCCCGGUUGUGUGUAGCUACAAGUGAAGAUUUGUUUCAUUGGACUAAACUUGGCCCCAUAGUUCCACCAACUUGGACCGAUAUUGCUGUCACUAGUAACGGCAAUCGAAUCCUUCGUAGAAAUUGGCUGAAAUCAGGUGCCAUAUUCAACGAAAAAAGUAAAGAUGGGAAGUAUUACAUGAUUUGGGGAGAUUGCCAAUUGCAUCUUGCAGAGUCGAGCGACUUGAUACAUUGGAACUUGACCAGUAACUCUAUCAACACCAACAUAUUUGCCAAACAAGUCUUGUCCCGUGAAAAUAAAUUGAUUGAAAGUGGGCCAGCGCCAAUAAAGAUGGCUGGCAGUAACAAUCAGUGGAUAUUCAUCUACAAUGCUGCAACUACUGGAGGAUUCGAUCUACCUCCAGAAACGUACACGGUUAAUGCCAUGUUGAUUGAUUAUGAUAAUAUCAAACAAGGCCCCGUGGCUAGAUUAGAACAUCCCAUAUUGAAACCACAACUGUUGAAUGAAAUUGAAGGGCAAGUAAACAAGGUUGUGUUUUGUGAAGGGAUUGUACAGUUUAAGGGACACUGGUUUUUGUAUUAUGGACAAGGUGAUUCCGAAUUGGGUGUGGCAAUAGCUCAAGUGAUUUAG